Capsella rubella is the source of this 1253-nucleotide messenger RNA. RefSeq lists its product as uncharacterized. The transcript has 6 exons. NCBI's taxonomy places the organism in Eukaryota, Viridiplantae, Streptophyta, Magnoliopsida, Brassicales, Brassicaceae. Bases 35 to 1006 code for a protein of 323 amino acids. The record is from RefSeq and is a predicted model, not a curated record.
GAUCAUCAUAAAUCCAUCAUUUUUGUCUAAAAAAAUGUUGGAAAGCAUUAGCCUCAUCUCCUGCAACUUCACUCGUCUUCCUCCUCUGAAACCCUCUUCCACACGGCCUCACACCUUAACCCAAUCCCCAAACCUUAACCUUCUUCUUCUACAAUCAAAAUCUUCUUCACCAUUUCCAAAAUCCUAUAGAAUCUCCCUUCUCCCCAAAUACGAGAGGAAAGACACAUUCUUCCAUCUCUGCAAAAGCUCUUUAAACAACCCAGAACCAGAGAAAUCUCAAGUUCAAGAUGAAGGACGAGACUGGUCUAGCUCAAUUUUGCUUUUUGCGCUUUGGGGUGCGCUUUUGUACUAUUGCUUCAAUCUCGCUCCUGAUCAGACACCGACGCAAGACUUGUACUUUUUGAAAAAGCUAUUGAAUUUGAAGAGUGAUGAUGGUUUUAGGAUGAAUCAGAUACUUGUUGGGUUAUGGUAUAUAAUGGGUUUGUGGCCUUUGGUAUAUGGCAUGCUCUUGCUUCCCACUGGUCGAAGUAAAACCCCGGCGUGGCCUUUUGUUGCGCUUUCGUUUUUCGGUGGUGUAUACGCUUUGUUACCUUAUUUUGCCCUGUGGAAUCCUCCUUCUCCUCCUGUUUCAGAGACUGAACUAAGACAAUGGCCUUUGAAUGUUCUUGAAUCAAAAAUAACUGCUGGGGUAACUCUUGUUGCAGGAUUAGGUAUAAUCCUUUAUUCAGUAGUUGGUAAUGCCGGUGAUUGGACAGAGUUCUAUCAGUAUUUUCGAGAGAGCAAAUUCAUUCAUGUUACGAGUCUUGAUUUCUGUUUACUUUCUGCAUUUGCUCCGUUUUGGGUUUACAAUGACAUGACCAGCCGAAAAUGGUUUGAUAAAGGCAGUUGGCUUUUACCGGUAUCAGUGGUGCCAUUCUUGGGACCUUCUUUGUAUAUUCUCCUACGACCAGCAUUGUCAGAGACAACAGCUCCCAAAGAUUCUACAUCAUCUGAACCAAAUCAAUAACAACAUGCACGGUUUCACUCGAUGACAAGACGCUUGUCACGGAUUGUCCAAAAGCCGAGGAAGGUUUCUCAGAGACAGUCAAAUUUCUGAUGCAUGAAUGCUGAUGAUACGGUUAGUGAACAUGAUAGCUCACAGAGGGAAACUAAUUCUAGAUCAUACGGAGGAUUUCUGUUGUACUAUAUAGAGAAGUUUAUUCAUUGUUUUAAUGAUAUGAUUCUAUUCUAUCAGAAAAAAUUUACUUCAGCUC